AUGGAGGACGCGCAGACUCUACCCGCGGACUCAACAGAGUCCAUCCCCUUGAGAAGAGCUGCAGAUGCUUUGGCAUCUCAGCGGUUUGCAGGUGCCAUACAGUCAGGGCGGCCAAGAAAAUGGAGCAUUGAGAUGGGAAGUGCUGUAUCGGAAAUUUCCUCUAGACCAGGGGAGAAUGCUGGAAAUGCUGGGGCUCUUGGAAAUGGUGAGAAAUGGAGGGAAACUAGCAGAGUUGAGAAGGUCUGGGAGAAGUUGGAGCGGACGCUGAGACAGAUUGACCGAAAGAAGUCAGCUGAAGUUGCUCCAAUAGGUAGUGACGUUUUACCGGGGCUUGGAGCCCUGGAGAAUGGAGAGGAUUGUGCAAAGCGUUGCACGGUCUCUGAAGAAGUGAAGGCACUUGCAGAUAAAUUGAACGUGCGAAGGCCCAGAAGGCAGUCCUGGGAUGAGCAGGGCAACAACGCUGAGAGUGCAGAAAGCAGGGAGAGGCACAGCGUGGAGUUCAUGCAUGCAACAAGGAAGCAGUGGCAGCUAGUGAAAGGCGACAGCUUGCAGGCAUUGGCAGCAAUAGGUGCAUUGCACUAUGAUAGAACUGCUGAGAGCACGUUCAGAGCAGGCUCUGAUGAGCUGGCCAGGAGUUCAACUCUCGUACAUGAGCCUCCCAGACUAGAAUCUGGACUUGUCACAGAGACCAGCAAUAAGCCAAAUUUAGAAACAUUGGAUCAAAUGCACAAUCAGGAGUAUGGUGAGGCUACAGAGUCGAGACAACCGGGGAGCGAGGCUGGUGUGAGGGAGAGGCUGGUGCUGCAGAGAGUGGAUGGACGGCUCAGAUGGACUCCUGAGGGCGGCUCUCCGGUAGAUGAGGGCAUUGCUGAGCCUCGCCCCGGGCAAUGGGAGCCAGAACAGAAAGGUGGUGGAUCUAUAAACCAAGCAAACGCGAUAGAAAGUAAACCGCGUAGAGCGGUGCAAGAGAUUGGGGGUCAGUACACAGCGCCAAGCAGUGAGCAUGAAACUGAAACACGCCCCGAGCACCCUGCUGGCAGGAACACUGGAGGAGCAACGUCAGUGUCUCAUGAGCUCCUGCGGCUCACGUCUGUGGCUGAGAGCAUCCGCCGCCGUGCGGCGGGCGGCGUACAGAUUACAUCUAGUUCUUCCCGGCGACCUGAAAGCGGAACUUCGGCCCUUAGAGUCGCCAGAAGCAUGCAGGAGGCGCAGGGUCUGGUGCUAGGGGCGAUAAGGAAGCAGCGGGAGCUAGUCUCGGAGUUAACCCCCAGCUCGGUCAAGGCGUCUGCGGACUCGUCAGUCAGUCCAUCAAUCAAUUCACAGAGGGAAGGGUUGAAUUUGAUGCAGAGAGCUUGGACUGGAGAGCAAGUGGACAGUGAAGUCGUCAUCCGGAUCCAGAUGAGGUCGCCACGUGGCAGACAGGAGAUUGUUUCGGCAGGUGAAGGGGUCGGCGGAGGGGGGGCGAGUUCAACCGGAAAGUAUUUGCACGAGGGGCGGGUGAAACGAGAAGGAGAACGGGAACCACGCAGUCAAAUUGAAGAGAGUGGGAGAAGAGAUGAAAGAGGGGCCGGUCAAAGCGAGAGAGGGGCGUACGAAAGUGAGGUCAACGGCCGGCGAGGAAUUCGGGAAAGGAACGGAGUUGCGGUGCCGAAUGAAGUCAGACAGGAUGCAGACGAGAGCUCAAAUGGAAGUGGGCAGGCUGGGGCAAAUCCUAUUGAGACCAAAAUAGGUGGGCUGGGAGCGUUGGGAAACGCUGAGGAGGAGGGGUCGGCACAAUCGGAGGCAGAAGCAGGGCGUUGGUUUGACAAGAGAAGUGGGGCGGUUGAUCGGGGAGGUCUCGAAAACGAUGACGAAAGCACAGACGCGGUUGCAGUGGCUGCUGCAAGCCGUCACAAAACAGGGGGGCAAGAACAAGCGGAGCAAAGGGAGGGGGGUGGGAAGCUUCUUAGCGGAUUGAGGGACCGGAGCACAAGCAUGGGGCAGUUUGCGAGUGCAGAGAGUUCAGGAGCGCUCGAGCCGUCGCGUUUGGAAAAUGUGGGUGUUCAGGCUGAGAGUGCUGCCGCGGCAGACGUAAGAGAGGCGACGGAGAUCGAGCACGACAGACGCCAAAGCGAAGGAUGGGGUAAGAGAAGUGCCACACACCCAGACGAGGUUCUGGACGUAGAACGGGGUGGGGAGUCUCAAAGCGUUCUGGAGUUGGAGAUUGCUGCACCGUGCGAUGACGAACUGAAGGGUGGGGUAGGAUCCGCAAAGGACUUUUUCACGCCGAGAAAGGCCGGCGGGAAGGAGGAACAUCUGAGUGGCAACGAAGGGCGACAGAGAGAGGGUGCGAGCCCUGGGGGUGUCGCCAACUUCGACUCCCCUUCAUCUGCGGCAAACUUGGGCACCAGCCGGCCAGCAGAACUAGCGUGGGGAGGAAACGGCCAGGUGUCUGCGCGGGGGCUCGGCGAAGAGACUCCAGCUCAAAGUGGUAACCACACGACGGGUGGUUCCACAGUGACGUCGCCCUCGGAAGGGUUGACGUCACGGCCCGUGGGGUCGAGGCUGAGCCGGCCCACUGCCUUUGGCUGGCGGCCGUCUGGGGGAGAGUGGGGAGAAGAAGAGCCGUCUCUAAACCCGGGCAUCGCAAAUCCCGUAACCGUUAACCCUGCCAAAGGAAACCCUGCAAACGUAGAUUCUGCAACCGUAAACCGUGCAACCGUGGCGCGGCCGGCUGAGCGACGGCUGAGUUUGGAGAGUCUCCCGUUGGACGGAGAGCGGGCGGGGUUCGCGGCACGUGCCAAGGCAUGGAGGGAGCGGUUGGGCACGUGCGCAAUUGUCAGCAGCGCUUGGGGGCCUGACGGGGGCUGUAAAACAAAAAAGGGUUCGGUUAAAAAGGCUGGGGUUAAGGGCACGGGGGAGUGUACCGAGGACGUGGGCGCGCGUGAAAAGAGGAAUCGUUGCGAUCGGAAGGGUGGUUCCGGGGCGUGGGGAGCGGAAGAAUGGGCAGCGGAAAAGGAAGUGGAAGAGGAGCGUCAAGGGCGGUGGUUAGGGAGACCGGGGGAUGGCUCCGAGUGGUUAGAGGCUGGCUCGGAGAAGAUAAGGGCAUGGGACGGCGAUCUGCCCGGGGAAUUGGAGGGAGGCACUGCUGAUAAGCCUGGUGGUUCGGAGGAAGUUGCAGAAACGCUCCGUGUGCAGAACUCCGGUGCUGUUAACCGGGAAACGCUGAGGAAAAAACUGCCCGAGGGAAGGGGAAGGAGCAGAAGGGCUGCCAAACACCGUUACACGGGCUCCAAGAGCGCAAGUCCGUCGAGCGGAAGGGGCCGGAACGGACGGCCUUCUGCAGACUCGCGGAUCGGCCGAGAGAAACAGAAGCGGGGCGGGAAGCAGAGUCGGCCGGUGUCGGGAGAAUCUACCGGGCGGUCGAAGCCCGGGGGAGAGCGGUCGGAAUCGUUUUCUCCGAGGCGCAGCCGGUUCUUCGAAGCUGUUCCUGUCUCCCGGGAGGACAGGCGGAACGGAACGGAACGGAACUGGAAGACGGGGUGUGAGUCGAGCAGCGGGAGCAGCAACGGGGACAACUUCGAGCGCGAGACGUCCGUUUCCGCUGGCCCGGAGAGCGUCUCCCCGGAAGCGGAACGGAACGGCGGAACGGAAUUCAGGUUUGGAAGGGAGGAAAGACGGGGCCGGUCAGUGACUCGAAGUGAGCACCGGAGCCGACCGCGUUCGAGACUGUCGACCUCGCCUCGCAGUCGCAGUUACGAUCGGCGUUCCGCUCAGCGGAAGCGAACGGAAAUGCUGAGAGCGCGCCCGAAAACGGACGGCAGCGCACUCAGAGCGGUAGGGCGGGACGGAACCGGAAUCCUGAGGAAUGCGGAGGCUGCGACGAAGGGGGGUGAAGCUGUGCUUUUCGGAGGGGACGAAAAUAUGGAGAAGGUCGAUACUUCCUCAAAAGCGCCGCCGUCCCUUGAAACUCUGAUCCCUUCCGUAACGACAAUCUUGACCGAGAAUGAGGCUUGUAACGGGAAAGUUCCGCCGGAGUCAGGGGCGCGGACGGAGGACGGAUCAGCCAGCGCGACGAACGGCGUUGUAAAAGAGAAGAAGGUCUCGGGGCCGUUGCUUGACAGCGAUUCAGCUGGAGCCGAUCUCGACUCGAAUGGAAACGCAAGAGGGCCCCCGAGAUCGACUCUCGACCGGCUUACAGGGUCUGUGUCAGCGAGCAAAGGAGGGGAGUCCGCUGCAACGGAACAGUCUCGGAACGCAGCGGAAGACGCAAAUGUACAGCCGGAGCGCGACGAGGGGUUUGAGGUUUUGAAUGGCGGCCGCGUGGACGCGGCCGUUUUCUUGAGCGCGGCCGGGCGCCUCCGCGCGGCCGCGCAGCAGGUGCGCGCGUGGGUGGAGGUGGGGGAGCAAGCGAAGCUGCAGGGACUCACUGACACGAUUUUGGGUAUCUGCGAGGAAACGGCCCUGGCGGCGCUGAAAGCAGCGGGCACCGUGGAAGUUGCAGAGAAGGCGUCCCCACCGGCUCUGCCUUACAUGGAUUCCUUCUCCUGA
Molecule: messenger RNA, 4530 nt
Organism: Klebsormidium nitens
Lineage: Eukaryota; Viridiplantae; Streptophyta; Klebsormidiophyceae; Klebsormidiales; Klebsormidiaceae
Source: the annotation of a GenBank genome assembly